AUGUCGCUCUCGCCCGCGCUCCCCGCGUCGCCCGCCUUCUACGCGCCGCACGCCGGCAUUGCGCUGGCGAGCAGCAGCAGCGCCGCCGCCGUCGCCGUGUCGCCGCUGGUGCGCACCUACUCGGGCCGCCGCCCGCUGCGCCCGCCGCCCGCUGCGCCCGCCGCCCCGUCUGCCUCGGGCGGCGGCAGCGCCGGCUCCAGCCGCGCGGCUGCAGCCUACGCGGCGGCAGCCGGCGAGAAGGCCAGCGCAGCCGGCGGCAGCUCGUACUACGCCGCCAGCAGCACAUCCGGCCGCUAUCCGGCCUCGCCGCGCGGCGGCAGCAGCUCCACCGAGCGUGCGGCACCGCUCUCGCCGCCGCCAUCCUUUCCCAUCGCAUCGAGCUCGACGCCGCCGCCCGUGCGCUACGGCACCGUCGGCACACAGACACCGCCGCCUUCGGCGCGGCGGCGUACCGGCAGUGCAUCCGCCUCCAACUCGGGGCACAGUGCGCGCCGCGGCUCCGAGGCAGAGGCUGAGACAUCUGCCUCCAUCUCUGGGCGCAGCUCGCCCGACACGAGCGCCGAGGUGGUGCGUCUGACACGUGUCGGCGCAGGCGGGCAUUCCGGCGGCGCGCGAGGCGUCGCCGGCGUGGAUCCCAACAGCUUCCCAUCGCCGCGCAUCAACGGCGGCAGCAGCAGCGGCACCGGCUCGCACUCGCGCUCCUCGCGCGCCUCUCGCGCCGAGAGCGUGAUGAGCACGGGCAGUGCGCAUCUCAGCGCCGUCGUCUCGACGGCCGUGCGGCGCGUGGCCAUCUCGCGGCCCGAGACGGGCGCUGCGCGGCGCGGCCCACGCGUUGGCGGCCCACCAUCGCCGCAGCGGGCCGUGCCCGUGGAGCAGCGCGAGCGCUCAUCACGCGGCGGCGACUGGCCCGAGGAUGCGGCCGACGUGGACCGCAGACUGCUGACGCCGCGCGUCGAGAGCGGCUCGUGGGAUGCCUCUGCGGCGGAGGACACGCCCGGCCGCAGUCGGCGUGAGGAGGAGAAGCAGCCGGCGCCGCGCGCAGCCGCUGCGGCAGAGAGCAGCGCGAUGGCCGCUCGCAAGGCGGCACGCGCACUGGCGCCUAUUGAUGUGGGCCGCUCCCUGGGGCGAGGUCCUGCGCCGAGCAGCGGCACGUCGCCCAAGCGACCAUCACCGUCUGGCCGCAGCAAGUCGAACAUCGAGGUGCUGCGAUCCGAGGCCGAGAUCAGCUCGAGCAGCCUGCUCUCGCCCGCAUCGGCGCACGCGCAGCUCUCCGUCUCGCCGGCGCACAGCAGCGCACGCCUGUCGCCCGGGCCAGCUCUCAGCACGCUCUCGCACUCGCCGCUCGGCAGUGGGCAGAGCCUGGCGGACAGUAGCUGGUCGUCGAAUGGCGGCGCCAGCAUGGCCGGUGGUGGCAUGCUCGGCCUCGAGUGGGGCACGUCCAUCCAUUCAGCGCCCGCUUCGCGCUCGCAUACACGCGUUCCAUCGCUCGGCACGUCGAUCGGCGCACGCUCGAUCCGCACGCGCACCUCAGCCGCGCCGUCCAAAAUGGCGCUGCUAGACUCGCUCGACGCGUCCCUGGCGCUCGUCGAUGCACAGGCAUACGAGCAGCUGCCCAGCCUCGAGGCCGUCGAGGCGAGCAAGAAGGAGCUGGCCCGCCUCGAGCGCAGGAUGCAGGACAUGCGCCUCAAGCUCAAGGUCGAGACCCGCGUGCGUGAGGCGGCUGUCAAGCUGCGCCGCGCCGGCGCGCCGCGUCCGGGCCAUAGCCGCACGCUGAGCUCUAGCUCAACUGGACGCAAGUCGAACAUGGGCUCGACCGACCUGCCGCCGACGCCGAGCACGCCCGCAGGCGUACUGCCGAGCCUCUCGUCAGACGCCGGCGCGGCACAUCGCCAAGCCGAUGAGGAAGUGGGCAGCGCAACACGCAAGGUCGACGCUGUCGCGCAAGAACUGCUCGUGCUCGUCGAGACUGCCGCGGCACGGCGGCGACAGCUCAUGGAGCACCAGGCCGGCGUGCUGGCUGCGCGCGUGCAGGAGCUCGAGUCGCUCGUGGCCGAGCGAGAGGACGGCGAAGCAGACGAGGAUGCGCGACCUGACAGUCCGCGUGUGGCACUGCGCGAGGCGGCGAACGCCAACUCGCGGACUCGCGAGCUCGAGGACCAAUUGUUGCAAGCCGAGACGGCGCUCAAGGAGCGGCAGGACACCGACGACGCAGCGCGCGAACGCGCAGACGAGCUGCAGCGGCGCCUGGACACGAGCGAGCGGGCGCUCGAGCUUGCGCGCGCACAGACAGAGGCACUCGGCAAGGCCAAGAGCCGCGAAGAUGAGGCCGCUGUGGCGGAGCUGCAGCGCCGCCUCGAUGCUGCUGAUGCGCGGGCGCGCGACGCCGAAGCACGCGCUGAUCGCUGGCAGACGGACGCAAAGGCGCUCUCUCAGCGCCUGGAGGAGCGCGACGCGGAGAGCACGCGCGCUCUGCGCGACCACGAGACGCAGCUCGCCUCCGCUCGGCAAGACGCAGCAGCUGCGCAGCGUCUCGUGUCUACGCGCACGGAAGACGCCACGCGGCACGAGGCGGCGCAGAAGGCGACUGCACUGAAGCUGCGCGACUUGGAGCUCGAGGUCGCGGCCGAGCGGCGCCUGAUGCACGAGCGUGCUGAGCUCUUCGUCGCCUUUGAGCGGCGCCUCGAGAACGCCGAGCGCCGCCUGCGUGCCGAGGACGAGCGCUGCGCCCGCGUGCUAGGCAAGGACGAGGGACGCGAGGAGAUGGACGACUUCUUGGCGCAGAUCAAGGGCUACGGCGGGGUCAAGAAGGCCAAGACGGCAGGACAGGACAUCGAUGCGCUGCUCGACAGCCUGGCAGUCCACAUCACUGACCUCGCAGACGAGACAACGCGCCUGGCCUCGGCGCGCGGCGACGUCUCCUACGAUAGCACGCAGCACGACGCAGCGGCGGCGACGCAAGUGCGCGAGCUCGAGGUGGAGCUGCAAGACACCGAGCGCGAGCUGGAGCGCUGGCGCAGCGAGGCCGAGAGUGCCAAGCGCCAGCUGGCCGCACAGCAGCGCGCCAGCGUCGCGGCCUCGUCGCGCGGAGGCGCGGAGCGCUUCUCGCGCAUGCCCGAGGAGCGCGGCAACGCCCAGAUGCUCGAGGAGAUGGCUGUGCGGCUGGCGCUCGCCGAGAAGCGCAGCGUGGCGCUCGAGGCGGAGCUGCGCGACGCCAGCUCGCGUGUCGGCGAUGCUGAGAAGGCAGCGUCAACGGACUCUGGAUCCACCGGCGACAGCCCAGUCAAGGUAGCCGGCUCCGCCGAUGCCGAGGCCACUGCACGUCGAUUGCGCUACGCCGAGACGCAGCUCGCGCACUGUCGCGGCGCCAUCACUGCGGUGCUCGAGCUCCUGCCGCCCGCGCCAGCACUGCGUGCCGCUCUGCUCGAUGCGACGCGCAAUGAGGAGGGCCUCGGCGCGCUGCAACGGGCCUUUGCUGCCACUGCGCGCGCGGCGCACUCGCCGCUGCUCGCCACGACGACGUCGUCGCAGCAGCUGCAGCAGCAUCGCGGCUCGCUGCAGCACCGGCGCAGCAUUGUGCCGCCGUACGAGGACGCGCCGCUUGACGCCGAGGCGCUCACGGAGCGCGUCCGCGCCGUUCUUGCGGCUGGGCGCGGUGCUGCGGAACAAGCAUGCGCGCUGCUCAGGGAGCGCGACGAGGCGCAACGAGAGGCACACGAGGCGCAGAACCGCGAACGAGAGCUCGGAGCUCAGCUCGAGCGCAAGAGGACCAGCCCACCGCGAAGCCCGAUCGAGGCAUCCCGCGGACGCGAGCGCAAGCUCGAGGCCUCGGUUGCAGAGCUGCGCGCACAGCUGGAGUCCUACUCUCCGCGCGGCCACGCAGCCGCCAGCUCGAGCGCGGGCGAGUCGUACGUCUCGCGCGGCAGCAAUAGCUCGACCGGCUCGCCGAGUGCCUCGCCGCACUCGACGUUCCUCUCGCUGCGCGAUGCGCCGCCGUUGCCGUCGCACUCUGGCGGCCCCGCACACGGCACGCUGCAGAUCGUCGCGUCGACGCUCUCGACGCGCACUGAUCGACCCGGCGCCUCGGCCGGACGCUCAUCUUCGCCUCCGGUCUCGAGCGGCUCGGUCCCGACUACGCCGUCGACCUCCGGCUUCUCGUCGGGCCCACGCACGCUGACGCUCGGCAUGGACACAUCUGCGCUGGUGGCGCGGGUCCGCGAUCUCGAGCGGCAGCUGGCGCGCCGCGAUGUGCCGCACGCGGCCCGGCGUACAGCGGCGCGCCUCGUCGAGCUGGAGAAGACGGUGACGCAGCUGCGCGCCGAGCUGCUCGAGACGCAGACGACGCUCGAGGAGCGCAUGGACACCGACGGCCGGCAGCGCAUUCAGAUGCUCGAGGAGCUCAACUCGAUGCAGGACGACCUGGCCAAUGCGCGGGCCGCGCUGCGGGCUGAGCAGCGGCGCAAGGACAACGAGCGAGGUCUGCCGCCGGCGCUGCCAGCGAAGUAGCAGCACCGUUACCCCCACCUUGCUCUCCCUCUGCUCUCGCCACGCUUCCUGCCUCGCUGCUCUCCUGCGCUGUCCUUGCCCAUACCCGGCUCGCGCUCGCCUGCCUCGCAGCGACGUGUCAGACGAAACCCAUACCCCUCCCUACAUGACGCCCACGCAAUCCUACAUCAUCGUCACGCUCCAUGUCGCAAGAAAGUGGGAAGCGAUUGGAAUUCGACGUGCUG
Molecule: messenger RNA, 4727 nt
Organism: Tilletiopsis washingtonensis
Lineage: Eukaryota; Fungi; Basidiomycota; Exobasidiomycetes; Entylomatales
Exons: 3
Coding region: 1-4503 (1500 amino acids)
Source: RefSeq, a predicted model, not a curated record